AUGUUGGGGGAGAAAAUCAACGAGGAGGAAGUGGCAAAGAUGGCCGAUUUUGUUCCGACAACUUAUCGGCUUUUUCUCGAUAAACUAGCGAAACUAAGACCAUCAGAAUUUUCCUUUCAAAAAGACCAAGCGAAUGACGAUGGUGAAAAAGUAUGUUCAGAGCGUAUCUUAUUUCGUCCUCCAACAAGGGGUCUUACUGCUGAUCAAAUUACGGUCAAAUGGCUCAGACCUCCGAAUCCUCCGAUUUCUUCGACGAAAAAUCUUCCCGAAAACGAGCCCAAGCCAGUUGUAGUUCUUCAGAAAAAUGAAAAGCCUUCUUCAUUUUUUCCUACAAUCGAGUCCCGCCUCCCAAAGUUUGAAAAAGCUGACCAAAAAAUUCACGACCAGCAAGUGGGAUUAGCGAAAGUGGAUGAUUAUAACUCGAAUAAGCGGAAGGAACCGAGCAACGGAACAAAGAAAGUGGAGAGCCUUAAGAAAACAAGAAACACUCUCGAGCUUCAUCGAAUUGAGCGAUUUGACAGUAGCUUCGACAGUCACUAUGGAGAAAAUGUGCCGAGAUGGAUUUCCUCUGUCACGAUUCGGAAACGUACCAAAACAAAUUCGUAA
Oikopleura dioica is the source of this 606-nucleotide messenger RNA. Lineage: Eukaryota; Metazoa; Chordata; Appendicularia; Copelata; Oikopleuridae. The record is from the annotation of a GenBank genome assembly.